CUGAAAUUAAAUAAUUACGCGAUUCUUUGCUUAAUGUCUUUCUCUACCACUGAAAGUUCAGCUCCAUUAAGUAAGAGACCCUCUUUGUUUUGUUCAACUUGUUAUAUACUCAGCAUGUAACACUUGGUUUGGUAUAUUGUAAAGAUAAUUUUGCCACAUUAUUUUUUUUAAAGGAAAAAGGGAAUUCUGAGAGAGGAUGAAGACAGAACCCAUCAUUUCUCUUCUAGUGUUGGUUGUAAAUAAAUGUGGUUACAUUAUACAGUGAUUGCUUUGUAAUUCAUAUUCCAGAAUCACUGAUUGUUCUGGUUUCUAGGUGCUCCCACCGCCCACUUCCUGGGCAUCCAGCUUAAACCAUCAUGGAGACUAUAGCCUGUAAUGAAUCAGAGGAGUCAUGGACCAUCUUCUACCUUAUGGGCAUCCCUUCUCUGCCAAAAUCCCUCUUCCUUCCUAUCUUCUUCAUCUUUCUCCUCCUCUACCUACUCAUCCUGGUGGGAAAUGCCCUGAUCCUGGUGGCCGUGGUGAUAGAGCCCAGCCUUCACAAGCCCAUGUACUUCUUCCUGAUUAACCUCUCAGCCCUGGACAUCCUCUUCACCACAACCACUGUCCCCAAGAUGCUGUCCUUAUUCUUGCGUGGGGAUCGCUACCUCAGCUUCUCUGCCUGCUUCCUGCAGAUGUACCUCUUCCACAGCUUCUCCUGCUCUGAAGCCUUCAUCCUGGUGGUCAUGGCCUAUGACCGCUAUGUGGCUAUCUGCCACCCGCUGCAUUACCCUGUGCUCAUGACCCCGCAGACCAAUGCUGCCCUGGCAGCCAGUGCCUGGCUCACCGCCCUCCUUCUGCCCAUCCCAGCAGUGGUGCAGACCUCCCACAUGGCUUUUGAAAACAUCGCUCACAUCUAUCACUGCUUCUGUGACCACUUAGCUGUGGUCCAGGCCUCCUGCUCUGACACCACCCCCCAGACCCUCAUGGGCUUCUGCAUCGCCAUGGUGGUGUCCUUCCUGCCCCUUCUCCUGGUGCUUCUCUCCUAUGCCCACAUCCUGGCCUCAGUGCUUCGCAUCGGCUCCCGAGAAGGACGCUCCAAAGCCUUUUCUACCUGCAGCUCGCACCUCCUGGUGGUUGGCACCUACUACUCAUCCAUUGCCAUAGCCUACAUGGCCUACAGGGCUGACGUGCCCCUCGACUUCCACAUCGUGGGCAACGUGGUGUAUGCUAUUCUCACACCUGUCCUCAACCCUCUCAUCUACACACUGAGGAACAAGGAUGUCAAAGCAACCAUCACCAAAAUGGCAUGUCCCUGGAAUCCAAAUAACUCUGCAAAACCCUGAUUGAUAGUGAACUUUAUUUUCUCACAAACACCAAUAACAAUAGAGGUAAAAUUGGACAAUUCAGAUAGCCAAAUAGUUAGAAUAAUAAUUCUUAAAAUACAGUCCUAAGUAUUCUUCCAUUGUAACAAAAUAAUGAUUUUCUUUCCUUAAUGCACAGACAAAAUGGAUUGGGCUUUUCAAUUUUUAAGCUGUGACUCCCAAAUUUCACAAGAUUUGUGUUCACAUUUCCACUAAUUCAAACAAUUUUGAUUCUCAGAGACUUAAAUAUUUGACUAGAAAGAAAUUCAGUUUUUUUCCCUUGUAGAGCUUCUAAUAUUUCUAAAUACCCCCAGGAUGGCUGACACAUAGAUAUGAAUCAGCCUUGCCCUUUUGGCUGGAGUAGUAACUUAGAAAUCCUCUUCAAGGAAAACGUCUGAAACUCCUACCAUCUCAAUUCUUUUGCCUGAAAAUACAUUGCCACUACCAAUGUGUCAAUACCAGCCGUGCAGGAAAUUUACCACUAGUGUCUAGGCCUUCGUAGUGUCCUGAAACUAGAGCAUACCUUUCCUUGAGCUUAUGGUUAGGCAAGAAGUAUUCCUUAGCAAACCUGUACAGGCAAAACAUUGCAAUUCUUUUAAUUUUAAGCCAUGCAAUAGCUUUUUCAUCCAUAACAAUGAGAGCUAAGUCGUUUUCUCUUACUAGUAACAUGCGGUGUCCAGGACCUGCACUCUUGCUCACAAUACAGCCAUAGGUAUUCUUCCUGGCCCUAGAAGCCAGCCCUAUCUCUUUAUUCCUUUUCCCUAUGCCAAAUUUCCUCUUGAAGAAUAUUUUCCACCUAUCACCUCACCUGCUAACUGGCACAGUCUCUCUGUAUCUCCCAUUAAAAAAAAGUAUUUUCAACUUUUGUGCAUCAAAUGACACUAUCAGGAGAAUAAAAAGACAAUCCACAAUGGGGAAAAAUAUUCAUAAAUUAAGGAAUUAAUACCCAAAAUAUAUUAAGAACUCCUACCACUCAAAACAACAACAGCAACACUUAAUUUAGAAAAUGGGCAAAAGAUUUGAAUAGACAUUUCUCUGAAGAAGACAUACAAAUGUCAAAUAAGCCCAUGAAAAGAUGCUUGACAUUACCAUCCAUCUGGCAAGUCAAAACCAUAAUGAUAUAGCACUUACUAUGGAUGGAUAUUAUCCAAAAAUGGAAAAUAGCAAGUGUUAGAGAGAAUGUGGAGCAAUUGGAAAGCUUGAAAAAAAAAAAUGAUGCAGCCACUGUGGAAAACAAUAUGAUAGUUCCUCAAGAAAUUAAAUAUAGAAUUAAUGAAUGAUCCAUCAGCUCCACUUCUGGGUAUAUACCCAAAAGAAUUGGAAGCAGAGUCCUAAGAGACAUUUGUUCACCUGUGUUCAUAGCAACAUUAUUCA
Molecule: messenger RNA, 2714 nt
Organism: Bubalus bubalis (water buffalo)
Lineage: Eukaryota; Metazoa; Chordata; Mammalia; Artiodactyla; Bovidae
Product: olfactory receptor 2AT4-like
Exons: 1
Coding region: 357-1322 (321 amino acids)
Biological process (GO): G protein-coupled receptor signaling pathway
Cellular component (GO): membrane
Molecular function (GO): olfactory receptor activity; G protein-coupled receptor activity
Source: RefSeq, a predicted model, not a curated record